CUCAGUCCUGCCCCGGUCCUGCCCCGGUCCUGCUCCGGUCCUGCCCCGGUCCUGCUCCGGUCCUGCCCCGGUCCUGCUCCGGUCCUGCCCCGGUUAGCUGCAGGACUCCUCGGAGCACCUGCAGGCUGCUGUGUGACUGCGAGGGAAAUAUUUUCCCUGGACUUGGUUCAAACUUUGAGGGGAAAGAGAAAAAAACGUGGGCAGCGGCAUUACGCCAUCCGUGCCUCUCUUGGAAAGAAGUGGGAUUUAAAGAAGUUCCUUACAGGACGUCCAGCAGAAUGGAGCCGUGCACGGUCUAAUGCGAGUCCGCUUCCCUGAGCCUGCUGGCGGAUCCCUGCUCCCCUGUCUCCGUCUGGAUCUCUGCAGCACCAUGGUUCUGACGCAUGACGGACGGGACAAUCAAGACUCUCAGGAUUUGUUUCUUCAACCACAUCUUCACUUUUACCACCUGGCUCAUGUCGACAGUUCCUUCUAGAGAGGAGCCUCGCUUCUCCUCCCGGUGGCAGAGGACCCUCAGAGGAUGAGAGACAGGACGGGGAUUCUGAACAGACUGAGCGUUAUUACAAUGACGGUUUGGCCAAAGGCAAAAGGGUUUUAGGAUGAAACUUGUGAAGCGUCUUUGUCUCCUGCUGAGCUGCUGGACUCUCAUUUACCUGCACCCCGUCCUCGGUUCACUCAGCCGGAGCAGGCCGACCGAGCCCCACCACCGGUACCGGCUCGGAGAGGCAGCGGAGAGCGCGACAGGCGGCACGGACGGAGAGCAAGUCCCCGGGAGAACCGGCAGUUCCACCCUAACACCCGGCAGACAACCGGGGGCCGGGGCGUGGAGACCGUCCCCGCUUGUUCCGGCGAGGAUCACGCGUAUCCGCGCGAGUCCGCCGUUAAUCAAGGCUGAGUUGACUGUUGUAAAAAGCGCAGGCACUGCAGUGACAUCCGCGUCCCUGCGCAGCGGGGCCGUGCCGGUGAACCGUGCACAGCUGCAGCACCGGGACCGAGCAGGGAGCCUGGGGCGCAAAGAGGCUGUGCGCUCCUGGCUGCCCGGAGGAGAUGCUCGCUCCAAAGCGCACGCUCCCGCGGCUUUUAGCGCGCAUGCAGCUGUGAAAGGAGUCAGGACUGCGGACGGAGGAGGUGGAGGCGGGAGCUCCCCGGCUAGACAUGUGGGGAAAGCUGCUCCAAGUGCAGCGAGAGCAGCCGGAGCGGCACUUGGAGUGCGCACCGGGGAUCCACCGAGAGGAGCCGCUCCGGUGCGCACCGGGGAUCCACCGAGAGGAGCCGCUCCGGUGCGCACCGGGGAUCCACAGAGAGGAGCCGCUCCGGUCCGCACCGGGGAUCCACCGAGAGGAGCCGCUCCGGUCCGCACCGGGGAUCCACAGAGAGGAGCCGCUCCGGUGCGCACCGGGGAUCCACCGAGAGGAGCCGCUCCGGUGCGCACCGGGGAUCCACAGAGAGGAGCCGCUCCGGUCCGCACCGGGGAUCCACAGAGAGGAGCCGCUCCGGUCCGCACCGGGGAUCCACAGAGGAGCCGCUCCGGUCCGCACCGGGGAUCCACAGAGAGGAGCCGCUCCGGUCCGCACCGGGGAUCCACAGAGAGGAGCCGCUCCGGUCCGCACCGGGGAUCCACCGAGAGGAGCCUUUGUGCAAAAGCAGCCGCAUGCCGCUGGUGA
Messenger RNA from Hippoglossus stenolepis (Pacific halibut), 1664 nucleotides. RefSeq names its product guanine nucleotide-binding protein G(s) subunit alpha isoforms XLas-like. The transcript is spliced from 2 exons. NCBI's taxonomy places the organism in Eukaryota, Metazoa, Chordata, Actinopteri, Pleuronectiformes, Pleuronectidae. The coding region runs from base 600 to 1664 and encodes 354 amino acids. The record is from RefSeq and is a predicted model, not a curated record.